This is a messenger RNA of Chaetomium fimeti, 1986 nucleotides long. RefSeq lists its product as uncharacterized. The record is from RefSeq and is a predicted model, not a curated record. The transcript is spliced from 2 exons. The coding region runs from base 343 to 1986 and encodes 547 amino acids. Lineage: Eukaryota; Fungi; Ascomycota; Sordariomycetes; Sordariales; Chaetomiaceae.
GUGAAAACCUGAGACCGGCCCUGUUCAAGGUUUCUUAGCUCCGAUGACGUGCUCGGGCAAGGACCACCACGCGUGGCUGCCGCCCACUCACUGCCGCUCAAUCGGCCGUUGUCAAUGUGGGCCCAAUCAACCAACCACAACGCAACAGCUUACAGGAUCAGGGAAAACGUCAAAACCCGCAGAAUGCUCUUGCCGUUGAUGAGCGAUAAAAGCCGCGAUGAGACGGUCGUUCAUACCAGUUAUUGGAGCCGACCUCACGGAAGUCGGGCUGGCCGACUGACCGACUGACCAGGAGUAGAAUGCGAGCUGCCCAAUCUCUUGCCGGAUUGCAACGGCACCCGGAUGCCCGACAAUGGUUCGGCAUCGGGGUCGGCUUUGGGGGUUAGGGUUAUGGCCCAUGCACCCAUGUUAUUGAACCCCUGGAUGCUGAUGGUGUGGUUCACCAACAUCGCUCACGGAGAGUUCUCUUUCCGUGGACCACCUAGUGCUGGGUUCAAGUUGUUUGCCAAAGGGGUGCAGGGAGAUAGGGGGGCUGUCGUACCGCUCACACUGCUGCUACUGUCGACCACCGCCGCCGUGCUGGAGGUGUUGUUCGCCGGCGCACCGGCCUGUGAGGAGGCCCGCGUCACCGUGCGCAGCGUCGUCUCGCUGCAUGUCGAUGGGAAGGAAGUCCAGGCGGAUACGGUGUCUUCUUCGCACGAGGUUGAGCUCUCGCUCAAGGGAGCCGUCGCUGCUUCUUCGCAGCUUGUUGAAGUGCCCGCUGAAGUCGCCGAUGGUGCAGACACGGUCUCUCUACAGGAUGUCGUCUCAAUGGCAUGGGUAGACUGCGUGGUCUCACCUGUGCAAGUGGUAUCUAGGGGAACGCUCGCCGUGCUGCUCUGGGAUGGGGCUAGAGGCGACGGGACGGUCUCACCAGAGGUGCAGCUCGUCGAGGCUGUUUCGCUGCCCGAAGAACUCGACGGCGAGUGUGUCCCGGCGGUGAUACCGUCCAGAGCGCUGGUCGACUGGCCUGCGGUUCCUAAUGCUGUAAGGGAUACCUCGACUGGUCUGGUUCCAGUUGGGCCCACACUUACCACGGUUGAGUUGGGGAGUGGGAAAGGUGCCAGACUCGACAGAACCGAUGAUGAGGCCGGGGAUCCAGUACCCGUCUUGGGCGACGACGUAAAGCCCACAGUCCCACCGCUACCAGUUGGCGAAGGGGUGCUAGAAUUCGAUAGCGGGAACGGUAUGCUGCCAGUUGAGACAGCAGGAACACUGCCGGUGCCCCGCACCCCCGAGCUCAAAGGCACAGAAGUUCCUAUCCACGAAGACUGCGCUGUAACUCCACUGGCGACAGUCUGGUUCGUGAGGGGGUAUGGAGCGGGGGAGCUCUUGGAAACGGCCGGCGCCGUCGAGACUCCGGUUCCAGAUCCGGCAAUGGAUGAUGUCCUUGUCGUGUUCGGGAACGGGAACGGCGCAAGACUAGAACCUGUGACAAGGCUUGUGGGUGUUGUGAGGCUGCCACCGGUAGGAGAGCCCAAGGUGCUCGAAUUUGAGGGGGGAAAGGGAGCAGAAGCUGAGGAAGUACCGGAAGACCCGAUCAAUGUAUCUGUGACGGAGGAUGAGAGAGGCGUGCUGGAGGACCUUCUGCCGCCGGUGACCGGGCUAGAACUACCCAAAGGUGAGGGCACUAGGGUUGCCUUAGAGACCUCAGACGAUGUUAGCCCAGUGUCACUGACAGUUGGGCCGGCCGUCGGUCCCCUCGCAAGUGAAGAGUUGCUGGGAGAGAACGGUGGUGUUUGUAUCGACGUCUGUGAGCUCCCGGGCGGCCACUGCACGCUCGUACCUACCGAAGCCGCUCCCGUUGACCUAGGCAGACUUGUCGAAUUGGAGAACGGGAACGGCGCAGAGUUUGACCCGGUCCCUGGAACCCGAGUGCCGGAUGCCGGGACGCCAGUGCCGCUCCCAGGUACCGAAGUAGGGCUUGUUCCUGUAGGACCAACCUGA